Messenger RNA from Knipowitschia caucasica, 681 nucleotides. NCBI's taxonomy places the organism in Eukaryota, Metazoa, Chordata, Actinopteri, Gobiiformes, Gobiidae. The record is from the annotation of a GenBank genome assembly.
AUGGCCAUCCCCCAAAUCGGCUCCCAGCACCGAAAAUGCAUAUUUCGACAUCGCAGGGCUCUUUGCGUGCCGUCUUACGCAACGCUCCAGCCUCACGCCCACUUCUUUUUUCAGAGUAAAACCCAGAGCCGCGCGUUUAAAAAGAUGUCUUUGAGUGAGAAGACAGAUGCUGAGCUCAGUGAGCUGCUGACGGAGUACGGAGUCAAACACGGACCUAUCGUUGACUCCACGAGGAAACUGUACGAGAAGAAGCUGCAAAAGAUCCUGGACGAGGCCCCGGCUCAGAGCCAGUCUGAUAAGACCUUCUACAGAGAGGAGGAGGUGGUAACCUACAUCAGCUACAGCCCGACUCGACUGGAGGCCUCCGCAGACGUGCUGAAGCACAGAGCAGGCAUGCAGCAAAACCAAAACAGCCAGAGCUACCAGAGCUCCCAGUCCUACCAGAGCUCCCAGCCAAAGAAGCAGCAAACAGAGGCCACUGAGCUGCAGGAGGCUGCAGUGCUUCGCUCCGGGACUAAGCCUUCCCUUGCCUCUGUCCCGUCAGCCCCAGAGAAGAGGGGCUGCUGUGCCCGUUUGAGGAGGCUGCUGUCUGUGCUGCUGCUGUUGGCUCUGUUAGCAGCGGUGGGAUACUACGUCCUGUCUCACGUCAUGAGCACCGACGACAAGCAGCUGCAGAAGUAG